Funneliformis caledonium is the source of this 561-nucleotide messenger RNA. Lineage: Eukaryota; Fungi; Glomeromycota; Glomeromycetes; Glomerales; Glomeraceae. The record is from the annotation of a GenBank genome assembly.
AUGGAAAGAGAUCAAAAUGAUACUAUCAUAGCGUCUUUUCAGGGAAGUAAUGAAAGCUCCCCAGGGAUAACACUUUCAGUGGCAAUGAGGCAAUAUAACGAAGAAAAAAAUGACACAUAUGCCCCUGAUUAUGAACAGAAUAUCCUAUUUAAAUAUAUCAAUGAUGAUGAUAAAACAUUACAGAAAAUGUCUUUCUUUAACAAUACAAAUGAACUAGAGAGAGGAGGAACCCCAAGUAGAAUACCUCGAAAAGUUACAUUUAAUACCAGUAAUUAUAGGAGCAAUCCAUCUACAACCUUCAGUUUCACAACCGCAAAUUGGCAACCAGUAAAUAACCAUUGGCUUAGAAGUAACUCAAGUGACAGAGAAAAUAAUACAAUGGGACAUCAAAAUGUAACUACUAAAGGAACCUCACAGUCAACAAUAUCAGUAUCUAGCAGUCAACCAUCAAAUAAUAUAAACACCUCUCAGCCAAUACUUACACCUCAACCAGUUAUAGUACUAGUAGGAGGAAACAAUGACAAUGCCUACCUUCAAGUUAUACAAGAGCUAGCAGGAUGA